Messenger RNA from Sorghum bicolor (sorghum), 1641 nucleotides. Its product is annotated as putative nuclease HARBI1. The coding region runs from base 1 to 1341 and encodes 446 amino acids. Lineage: Eukaryota; Viridiplantae; Streptophyta; Magnoliopsida; Poales; Poaceae. The transcript is spliced from 3 exons. The record is from RefSeq and is a predicted model, not a curated record.
AUGUCUGACCAUCCUGAUGCAAGUCGGCGUUCUCUGAACUUCUUGGAUCAGUUCCUUGCUGACGGUCAGAUCAUAGAUGACGCUCUCGAUGAAGCCACAACAGUCAUACAGUCCACAAUCGAAGGUCUUCAAAAAGAGGCUUCUGACCAUCGAAAGAAUCCAAGAAGGUACAUCAAGAGGCCACGAGAGGAAGCACAUCAAAAACUAGUGGAUGAUUAUUUCGCAGAAAAUCCUCUUUACCCUUCUCAUCUUUUUCGCCGAAGAUUUCGUAUGUCUAAGCCACUGUUUCAACGCAUCGUUGAUGCCUUGGGUCAGUGGUCUGAGUAUUUUACUCAGAGGGUUGAUGCAGUUAAUCGGCAAGGACUGAGUCCACUCCAGAAGUGUACUGCAGCUAUUCGCCAAUUGGCUACUGGUAGUGCUGCAGAUCAAUUAGAUGACUACUUGAAGAUAGGAGAGACCACUGCAAUGGAGGCAUUGAAGAAUUUUGUGAAAGGGGUUAGAGAAAUAUUUGGUGAGAGAUAUCUGAGGCGUCCCACUAUGGAAGAUACUGAGCGCCUACUCAAACUUGGUGAGAGACGAGGUUUUCCUGGAAUGUUUGGCAGCAUUGACUGCAUGCAUUGGCAAUGGGAAAGAUGCCCGGUUGCUUGGAAGGGUCAGUUUACUCGGGGUGAUCAGAAAGUGCCAACUCUGAUACUUGAAGCUGUGGCCUCUCAUGAUCUUUGGAUUUGGCAUGCAUUCUUUGGAGCAGCGGGGUCUAACAAUGAUAUUAAUGUGUUGAACCAGUCUACUGUAUUUAUCAAUGAGCUUAAAGGACAGGCUCCUAGAGUGCAGUACAUGGUGAAUGGAAAUCAACACAACAUUGGAUACUUUCUUGCUGAUGGAAUAUAUCCUGAAUGGGCAGUGUUUGUGAAGUCGAUACGACUCCCUAUCACUGAGAAGGAGAAGUUGUAUGCACAGGAACAAGAAGGGGCAAGAAAAGAUAUCGAGAGAGCCUUUGGUGUAUUGCAGCGUCGAUGGUGCAUCUUAAAACGACCAGCUCGUUUAUAUGACCGAGCUGUACUCCGUGAUGUCGUGCUAGCGUGCAUCAUACUUCACAAUAUGAUAGUUGAAGAUGAGAAAGAUCAGGACAUUAUUGAAGAAAAUCUAGACCUAAAUAUGCCACCUAGUUCAUCAACCGUUCAAGAACCAGAGUUCUCUCCUGAACAGGAUAUUCCGUUAGCUAGAACUUUAGAAAAGGAUACUUCUAUUCGAGAUAAGACGACUCAUCGCAGACUUAAGAAUGAUUUGAUCGAACAUAUUUGGAAUAAGUUUGGUGGUCAUGCACGUAGAACUGGAGUUUGAGAUAUAAUACAUGGUGCCAUUGUGGAAGUGAUCUCUGGUUUCUGCAGGGUGCGGAGCAAGGAUGAAGCAACGAUGUCCAUCCAAUGUGUUCUAGUUUAUGGGUUCAACUGAAGGCUAUCGGCUGCACUACUAUCGUUGCAUUUUUUUUAUUUCGAACUGCUCUAUGUAUCGGUUACCUGAACUGCUCUACGCCUCUACUAUGUUUUAGUGACCUGAACUACUAUCGGCUGCACUACUAUCUUGGUUAUCUAUGUUUCGGUGACCUGAACUGCUAUAUAUGAAUAUGGGUUCCUGUCAAAA